Messenger RNA from Eremomyces bilateralis CBS 781.70, 937 nucleotides. RefSeq names its product GAF domain-like protein. The transcript has 4 exons. The record is from RefSeq and is a predicted model, not a curated record. Bases 48 to 578 code for a protein of 176 amino acids. NCBI's taxonomy places the organism in Eukaryota, Fungi, Ascomycota, Dothideomycetes, Eremomycetales, Eremomycetaceae. Gene Ontology annotation, molecular function: L-methionine (R)-S-oxide reductase activity; protein binding. Gene Ontology annotation, cellular component: cytosol.
AACGGUUUCAUCAGCGAAAUAUACUAAUUAAUUGGAGCCCUUUCAAAAUGGUUCAUCAUGCGGAGGCAUCAACAUUCGAGCAAGGCCUGUCGAAGGCACAAGCCUAUGCGCGAGUGUUAGAGGAGGCGGAAGCUUUGUUUGCUGGGCAAAGAAAUUGGGUCAGUAAUCUCUCGAACGCAUCCUCACUGUUGCAUCACGCCCUAAAGUCUGUUGAUGGACCUGUCUCUGCCAUCAACUGGUGUGGUUUCUAUUUUAUCAAUCCACUCAAUCACCAGGAGCUGAUUCUGGGUCCGUUCCAUGGCCAUGUUGCUUGUCAAAGCAUCAAGGUCGGGCAAGGUGUCUGUGGCGCUGCCGCUGCCACUAUGAUGACGGAAGUGGUUCCCAAUGUGGAUGAAUUCCCUGGUCAUAUCGCGUGCGAUUCUAACAGUAAGAGCGAGAUCGUGGUUCCCAUCAUUCAGAACUCAAAGGUUGUUGCGAUCAUCGAUAUUGAUUGCAGUGAGUUGAACGGGUUCAACUCUGAAGAUGCACAGCUUUUGGAGAAGCUCGCUAAUCUAAUCGCCGAAACUUGCGAUUUUUGAAUUGCGUAGUCCCACCCUUUACAGGACUAUUUACAACUACAUAGGAUGCCUCAAACCAUAGCAUAUCCCUCACUCAUCCCUUCUUGUUACUAUGCAAGAUGCAGUUCACUGGAACUUUGCACAAUGGGUAUAGUUUGAGCCAUCCUCUUUCUCUUAGUCCACAUAGGGGUACACAGCAAUUGAGCCCUUCGUUACGAUUUUGGGUGGCACACCUAUUCCUGACCCAACUACAUUCAUUUGAUGAAAUUUAGAAAAUAUGUCAUUCCUAUCCUACCUCAUUAUGGCUUGGACUUCCAAAUAGCUUGAUUGUAGUUAAGUCAACCCCCUACUCAGAAACCACAUCCAGAUGAUAGUAGUGC